Molecule: messenger RNA, 1924 nt
Organism: Somion occarium
Lineage: Eukaryota; Fungi; Basidiomycota; Agaricomycetes; Polyporales; Cerrenaceae
Source: the annotation of a GenBank genome assembly
UGGGCGCUUCUGUCGAUCGCUUCCUCGCUACUUAAUAGUACUACUAGCGUACUAACUUCUACCUAAUACCGUUUGCAGAACACCAAGUUUGCGGGGCACCUUCAUGUAUGCUGCUACGCCGGGUUUGGCAAUAUGCCAGCGUACCUAGCUUGCGUCCAGCAAGAUAUCGUCAACUCUCAAGCGUCACUCUUCCAAGUCGUGUGCCAAGAAGAGGCCGUUUCAAACCUCACAUAGACAAAUUGCGCAGGCAAUUUUCGGUCGCAAUUGUCCCUAGGGCAGCAUUAUCCGUACAGCCAGCUCCAUCAGCUAAUGCAGCCUUUCGCGAUCGCACGGCAAGUGUCUCUAAAGCUCUGAAAGCUCUGGACAGUUAUGCCGAAUGGAAAGCAAUGCACGCAGAAGUGACUAUGCUUGAAAAGACGUUGGAGGAUGAACAAGUCUGGAACGAUUCGGCAGCCGCAAUGAAAGUUAAUGCUCGGUUGGGUCGUCUCCGCAAGCAACUGAGCACGUAUCAGGAUCUCACUUCUUCGUUCAAACACCUUUCUGAGUUAGCAUCUGUCCCAGAAUUUGAUCUGGAUCCGCAAAUGGAGCACGAGCUAAUAUUAGAAUUUGAGGACCUUCAAGCACGUAUAAACAAGUAUCUCGUUUCGCUCUGGUUAUCAAGACCUACGGACAGCAACUCCGCAUACAUCGAUAUACGCGCAGGCUCUGGAGGGACAGAAGCUUGCGACUGGGCAUCGAUGCUUGCACGGAUGUAUACUAGAUGGGCUCAAUCACGGAAUUUUAAUGUACAAGUUGUCGAUGAAUCCCCGGGGGAUGUUGCUGGCAUAAAAGCAACUACCUUGCUCAUUGAAGGCCAGUUUGCUUAUGGUUAUGCUCAGUAUGAGUCAGGGGUGCAUCGUCUAGUUCGUAUUUCGCCAUUUGACAAUGCUGGCGCACGUCAUACAUCAUUCGCAAGUGUAAGGGUAUCCCCUCAUUUUGAUGACAACGCCGAGGAUAUUGGUGUUGAGGUCAAACCGAGUGAUUUAAAAAUCACUACCAUGCGAAGCCAAGGAGCAGGUGGGCAGCAUGUGAACAAGACCGAGAGUGCGGUUAGAAUUGUUCACAUACCCUCAGGUAUCACAGUCUUGGUACGCUUCAAUGUCGGUAUUUUGUAUUCAGCCUUUCUCACGACCUAUCAGUGUCAACAAGAACGUAGUCAACAUCGUAACAAACUACUUGCACUGUCAUUGCUUAAAUCAAAACUUUACGAUAUAGAGCACAAGAAGAAAGCCCAAUCCAAGGCCGAUGCCCACAAUACACUAGCAGAAAAUUCUUGGGGUUCUCAAGUCCGUUCUUAUGUAUUACAGCCUUACCAGCUUGUCAAAGACACGAGAACUGGAUUUGAGGUUUCCCGCGGGGCGCAGAAAGUCCUUGAUGGUGACUUGGAUGGUUUCAUGGAAGCUAAUUUAUGCAAAUUCAGAGCAAAAUCUUAAUCACACGUUACCUUGAUCAUAUCCCAUUGGGCUGGAGAGUUCAUUUAUAUGUUUUGUUGAUUGAUUGUAUAGGACAAUGGGAUUAUUCGAGCUACCGGAGCUACGUGAGUGUAGCUCCUAGAAGCCAAGGUGUUAUGCACCACGCCCCACACAAAAAAGUACAAUGGUAUUGUUCAGGAGCAAAUACCUGAAUUCAAAGCUUCCAAUCGAUGCUUUCGUAGAUCCUGAUCCCCCGUUGACUAUCCCUACGGUAUUGAAGACUUUGAAGUCAUCCUCAUCCGUGAUCGGUCCCAGAGCGAACGGAACAACUCGACGCGUAUUGCUAUCGAGAAAUCCUCAGUUGACUCAGGUUUGAUACAUGCAACUGGCACAAUGUGUCACGUAUGAUUAUUCUGUACAUGAUCUGUGUAGUCAUUAAAUCAUGACUCUUGCGCGAUGUGUACCUUGAUAUC